AUGGCGCACGGGCAGGAGUCGUCGACGCAGGCCGCCGCAGCGCCAGCGCUGUGCGCGAACGGCUGCGGGUUCUACGGGAGCGCGGCGGCCAAGAACAUGUGCUCCAAGUGCUACCUAGAGCACCUCAAGGCCACCGAUACGGCCGCCCCCGCCGUCGAGGGGAAGACGAAGAUCAAGGCCGACGUGGCCAACCUCGUCUCCAACUUCAAGACGUCGCUGACCCUGCAGGACUCCGGCGCUGCCGCUGCCGCCGAAGCACCGGCGGCCGAAGCACCAGCGAAGAAGGCGGCGCCGACCAGGUGCAUGGCGUGCAAGAAGAAGGUCGGGCUGCUGGGGUUCGCGUGCCGCUGCGGUGGCACCUUCUGCUCGCUGCACCGCUACGUGGACGGGCACGCGUGCGAUUUCGACUACAAGAAGGUCGACCGGGAGAAGAUCGCCCAGCAGAACCCUCUGAUCGCGCCGUCCAAGAUCGACAAGAUUUGAAGGCAGAAGGGAGUUCAAAACAUGUACUACAGAGUUUUUUCUAGGGUCAUGUACAUAGUUACUGUCUCUUGUCUUUAGAUGUUUCACGUACGCACUAGCUUCUCAAGUUGAAGAGAGUGAUGUUAUCUUUCUUGCUCGUCGUCAUGUAUUCAUACAGAUCGGUGUAAAUUCAUACAGAUUGAUGUCAUCUUUCU
Triticum dicoccoides is the source of this 677-nucleotide messenger RNA. RefSeq names its product zinc finger A20 and AN1 domain-containing stress-associated protein 12-like. Gene Ontology annotation, molecular function: zinc ion binding; DNA binding. NCBI's taxonomy places the organism in Eukaryota, Viridiplantae, Streptophyta, Magnoliopsida, Poales, Poaceae. The coding region runs from base 1 to 483 and encodes 160 amino acids. The transcript has a single exon. The record is from RefSeq and is a predicted model, not a curated record.